AUGUUCAAGCUUGCCCGCAGUCGUCCUGUCGCUGCGGCUUUCAGAGCCGCGACUCAGUCCUCCUCUCGUCUGGCUCAGCAGCAGCAGCGUAACCUCUCCAUCCACGAGUACCUGUCUGCGCGCCUCCUCAAGCAGUAUGGCAUUGGUGUCCCCAAGGGUGAGGUCGCUCACUCCCCUGAGGAGGCAGAGGCUGUCGCUCGUUCCAUCGGUAACGACGAUCUGGUUAUCAAGGCUCAGGUUCUCGCCGGUGGUCGUGGUAAGGGUACCUUCGACAACGGCCUGAAGGGUGGUGUUCGCGUCAUCUACUCCCCUACCGAGGCCAAGAUGUUCGCCGGCCAGAUGAUCGGCCAGAACCUCGUCACCAAGCAGACCGGCGCCGGUGGCCGCCCUUGCAACUCCGUCCUGAUCUGCGAGCGCAAGUUUGCCCGUCGCGAGUUCUACCUCGCUAUCCUCAUGGACCGUGCCACCCAGUCCCCCGUCAUCGUUGCCUCCUCCCAGGGUGGUAUGGACAUCGAGACCGUCGCCAAGGAGAACCCCGAUGCCAUCAUCACCACCCCCAUCGAUAUCCACAAGGGUGUUACCGACGACAUCGCCCGCACCAUCGCUACCGACCUCGGUUUCUCCGAGCAGUGCAUCGAGGAUGCCAAGACCACCAUCCAGAACCUGUACAAGGUCUUCAUGGAGCGUGAUGCCACCCAGAUCGAGAUCAACCCCCUGUCCGAGACUUCCGACCACCAGGUCCUGGCCAUGGACGCCAAGCUCGGCUUCGACGAGAACGCCGAGUUCCGCCAGAAGGAGGUCUUCUCGUGGCGCGAUACCACCCAGGAGGAUAUGGAUGAGGUCAAGGCCGCCGAGCACGGCCUGAACUUCAUCAAGCUUGACGGUGACAUUGGCUGCCUGGUCAACGGUGCUGGUCUCGCCAUGGCCACUAUGGACAUCAUCAAGCUGAACGGCGGUAGCCCCGCUAACUUCCUCGACGUCGGCGGUGGUGCUACUCCCGCUGCUAUCAAGUCCGCCUUCGAGCUCAUCACCAGCGACCCCAAGGUCUCUGCCGUCUUCGUCAACAUCUUCGGUGGUAUCGUUCGCUGCGACGCCAUCGCCCAGGGUCUCAUCAACGUUGUCCAGGAUAUGGGUCUGCGCACCCCCAUCAUUGCCCGUCUCCAGGGUACCAACAUGGAGCAGGCUCACAAGCUGAUCAACGAGUCCGGCCUGAAGAUCUUCUCCAUCGAGGACCUCCAGACCGCCGCCGAGAAGUCCGUCCAGUUCUCCAAGGUCGUCAAGAUGGCCCGUGACAUCGACGUCGGCGUUGAGUUCACCCUUGGAAUCUAA
Molecule: messenger RNA, 1329 nt
Organism: Penicillium waksmanii
Lineage: Eukaryota; Fungi; Ascomycota; Eurotiomycetes; Eurotiales; Aspergillaceae
Product: succinate--CoA ligase (GDP-forming) subunit beta
Exons: 6
Coding region: 1-1329 (442 amino acids)
Biological process (GO): succinyl-CoA metabolic process; tricarboxylic acid cycle
Cellular component (GO): succinate-CoA ligase complex; mitochondrion
Molecular function (GO): metal ion binding; ATP binding; succinate-CoA ligase (ADP-forming) activity
Source: RefSeq, a predicted model, not a curated record